AUGGAGGCUCUUCUUCGUCAGUCAAAGGGCUUGUGUCCAUUUCUGCAGAAGACCUGUCCCGCAACGCUACGCUCUCUGUCCUCCUCCACUCGCCAGUCGCCUGGUGGCGGCACCAUCACGAACCUUCAGCACAUUGCUCGACGAUGCCCUGUCAUGAACAAAGCUCUGGCUGUCCAGAGCGCGAGAAUCUCGUCUCGUAACUAUGGCAAGGUCGCCACCGGCAGCUCAGGAACGGUCAAGAAUCUGCUCAACAAGAAGCUUCAUACCUCGGCUGAGAAGAAAGCCAGUGUCGCUGCCAAUGUUAUUCGUGGUGCUCCAGCCGUCCCGCCCUCUGUUGCGAAGCAGCACGUUGUCCACGCACCCGACUCACAAAUUCGCCCAAAGCCGGCGGCUCCGACCACUGCGCGCUUCGAUUACGAUGGCUUCUACAAGAACGAGUUGGACAAGAAGCACAAAGACAAGUCGUACCGCUACUUCAACAACAUCAAUCGCCUGGCACAAGAGUUUCCGCGCGCACACAUGGCAACUCCAGAAGAGCGUGUGACCGUCUGGUGUUCCAACGACUACCUCGGCAUGGGCCGUAACAAGCAUGUACUGAAGACCAUGCACGCAACCCUUGACAAGUAUGGCGCCGGAGCCGGAGGCACUCGCAACAUCUCCGGUCACAACCAGCAUGCCAUGGGUCUGGAGCGCAAAUUGGCUGAUCUUCAUGGCAAGGAUGGCGCCCUCGUCUUCAGCUCCUGCUAUGUAGCGAACGAUGCCACACUCGCAACUCUGGGUUCCAAGAUGCCGGAUUGCGUUAUUCUCAGCGAUAGCAUGAACCAUGCUUCCAUGAUUCAGGGCAUCCGCCACUCGGGUGCCAAGAAGAUGGUCUUUAAGCAUAACGACCUGGUCGACCUCGAGAACAAACUGAGUUCGCUCCCACCUGAACAACCAAAGAUUAUCGCUUUCGAGUCCGUGUACUCCAUGUGCGGUUCCGUGGCCCCUAUUGAAGAAAUCUGCGAUCUGGCGGAUAAGUAUGGGGCGGUUACUUUCCUCGAUGAAGUGCAUGCGGUGGGCAUGUACGGGCCGAACGGCGCAGGCGUUGCGGAACACCUAGAUUACGACGUUUGGGCGGAUCCCAACCGCACCCGAGAGACUCAGAAAGGUACAGUCAUGGAUCGUAUCGACAUCAUCACGGGCACGCUGGGCAAAGCCUACGGUUGUGUGGGUGGCUAUAUCGCUGGAAGCGCAGCCAUGGUCGACACUGUUCGUUCUCUUGCUCCCGGCUUCAUCUUCACCACAUCUCUUCCUCCUGCUACCAUGGCCGGUGCUAAGGCCGCUAUCGAAUAUCAGUCAGAGUACCAGGGAGAUCGUCGUCUUCAGCAAGUGCACACUCGCGCCCUGAAGGACGAUCUGACCGCCCGUGGCAUUCCAGUCAUUCCCAAUCCGAGCCACAUCGUUCCCCUCCUGGUAGGCGAUGCGGAAACAGCCAAGAUGGCCUCGGAUAUGCUACUCACCGAUUAUGGUAUUUAUGUUCAGAGCAUUAAUUACCCUACCGUACCGAGAGGUGAAGAGCGUUUGAGGAUUACCCCGACCCCCGGACAUACAGCUGAGCUCCGUGCUGAGCUUGUGGAGGCACUUGAUAGUGUCUGGAACCGGCUUGAAAUCAAGCGCGUAGCCGACUGGGAAGCCCAAGGAGGUUUCGUUGGAGUGGGAGUGCAGGGCGCUGCGCCUGUCGAGACUCUCUGGACCGACAGCCAGCUCAACGAGAUCGAGACCAAGCUCGCGUCUGCAUCCGUCGAGACUGUUGACACGCCGCUCGCCGCAGCGGCGGCCGCGGCUUAG
Messenger RNA from Cyphellophora europaea CBS 101466, 1827 nucleotides. RefSeq names its product 5-aminolevulinate synthase, mitochondrial. The record is from RefSeq and is a predicted model, not a curated record. Gene Ontology annotation, molecular function: 5-aminolevulinate synthase activity; pyridoxal phosphate binding. Gene Ontology annotation, biological process: heme biosynthetic process. Gene Ontology annotation, cellular component: mitochondrion. Lineage: Eukaryota; Fungi; Ascomycota; Eurotiomycetes; Chaetothyriales; Cyphellophoraceae. The transcript is spliced from 2 exons. The coding region runs from base 1 to 1827 and encodes 608 amino acids.